Molecule: messenger RNA, 624 nt
Organism: Diaporthe citri
Lineage: Eukaryota; Fungi; Ascomycota; Sordariomycetes; Diaporthales; Diaporthaceae
Exons: 2
Coding region: 1-624 (207 amino acids)
Cellular component (GO): nucleus
Source: RefSeq, a predicted model, not a curated record
AUGAUAAAUGAGCAAGAUAUCGACACUCAUCUUCCCGCUUCCGAAGAAUCCUUCCAAGCAGGCCUGAAAGAGCACACGAGCCCCUUGAGAAGCAUGUUGAACCUAGAAGGCCAGAAGUUUGCUGCUUUCGCAGCACGAGUCCUCGCCGCAUCCCACUUCCACCAAGCUUGCCAACACUCCGCCAAGACCUCUUCAGAGCAAGACACAUGGCAUAUCCAAUCAAGUUUAUACUGGAAGCGCCAUCGCGAGAUUGACAACGAUUUGUCUAUUCUCCUUCACUGCCUUCCAGAGGAUAUCAAACUACCCAACAACAUACGUUGUCAAAACGCGACUUUUGUCAACAUCAUCAUCCACACUUCUGUAAUCUGCCUUCCCAGGGCAGCCAUAUCGAGGACGCAAAAGGUCGGAAGUUGGGAGGGAACAGUCCGUCAAAGCAGAUUCCGACUCAUUGCUGCGGCGGAGGAGAUCCUCAAUAUUCUCAGCAUGAUGCCAGACGUCAACGACGUGCUUCAGAACCCGAUGCUAGUGUUUCUUGAUCAGCCUGAAUCGGCUGAACCUGACUAUCAGCGGCAGGGGAAUCUUGACUUAACUCUCCGCUUCGUGAUUCUGGCAGUCACAACUUGA